UAAAUGUAUCGAACCCUCCUCCGGUUUUGGCAAAACCCGCCUCCGCCGCUGCACACCCUCCCUCUCUCUCCACACGCCUAUGCACAUAUAUACACACAAAACAUAUAUCAUAUCCCCAUGUACGUAUAUAUAUAACCAAGUUGUUGUCUGUUCAUCAGAGUUUCACCGGCACCGCGCGUGCGUCUCUCUCUCUCUCUCUGAUUGGAUUCGCUCUGUCUUCCAAUUUGGGCGUUUUGGUUGAAUCUCGUGGUUCUGGGGGAUAGCAGUCGGCGAUCGCCAUUGUUGCAAGAAAGUAGAAAUGGCUUCGAAAUCAGCGGUGGAUAUGAUAGAGGCAUCAUCAAAGGUCCAUUUCUCAGGAUUUCACCAAUUGAAUGGCUUAGGUUCGAGAACCGAGCAGAUGACUGCCUCUGCAGACGAAGAUCAUCACGGGCAACCUUUCGUGAUCGGAGUUGCUGGAGGAGCGGCAUCAGGUAAAACCACCGUCUGUGAUAUGAUUAUACAGCAACUUCACGAUCAAAGGGUCGUAGUUGUGAAUCAGGAUUCCUUUUACCAUAAUCUGACGGAAGAGGAAAUUGCAAGAGCUAAUGACUACAAUUUCGACCAUCCUGAUGCUUUUGACACCGAGCAACUGUUAUGUUCCAUGGAGAAACUGAGGAAAGGACAAGCAGUAGAUAUCCCAAACUAUGAUUUCAAGAGCUACAAGAAUAAUGUUUUCCCUCCUAGAAGGGUGAAUCCUUCUGAUGUCAUAAUAUUGGAAGGGAUACUUAUUUUUCAUGACCCUCGUGUACGAGAGCUGAUGAACAUGAAGAUAUUCGUAGAUAUAGAUGCUGAUGUUCGUCUAGCCAGGAGGAUCAAGCGUGAUACUGUUCAGAAGGGUAGAGAUAUUGCCACAGUACUUGACCAGUACUCUAAGUUUGUCAAGCCCGCGUUUGAGGAUUUCAUACUCCCAACAAAGAAAUACGCGGAUAUUAUUAUUCCCCGUGGAGGUGAUAACCAUGUUGCCAUUGAUUUGAUUGUGCAACACAUCCGCACAAAGCUCGGUCAACAUGACCUCUGUAAAAUAUACCCAAACCUCUAUGUUAUUCACUCAACGUUUCAGAUACGUGGGAUGCAUACUCUCAUACGAGACGCUCAAACUACGACCCAUGAUUUUGUCUUCUAUUCUGACAGAUUGAUUCGUUUGGUGGUUGAACAUGGCCUCGGGCACCUUCCUUUUACAGAGAAGCAGGUGAUCACUCCCACCGGAUCGGUUUAUUCGGGUGUGGACUUCUGUAAGAGGCUAUGCGGUGUCUCAGUUAUACGAAGUGGUGAGAGCAUGGAGAAUGCUCUUCGUGCUUGCUGCAAAGGUAUCAAGAUCGGGAAGAUUCUGAUUCAUAGAGAAGGCGACAAUGGUCAACAGCUUAUUUACGAAAAACUGCCAUCAGACAUCUCAGAGAGGCACGUGCUUUUGCUGGAUCCAAUCCUUGGGACAGGAAACUCGGCGGUGCAAGCAAUAAAACUGCUCAUAAGCAAGGGUGUUCCUGAAUCCAACAUUAUAUUUCUCAAUCUAAUAUCUGCGCCUCAGGGAGUUCAUGUGGUGUGCAAGAGGUUCCCGAGGAUAAAGAUCGUUACUUCUGAGAUCGAACUCGGUUUAAACGAUGACUUCAGAGUCGUUCCCGGUAUGGGCGAGUUCGGUGACCGUUAUUUCGGAACAGACGACGAGUAAACUCUCAAUCAUAUUGGAGUCGUUCCGACUCUCCCAAGUAAGCCCAUUCUCAGCCGUUGAUGUGCACGGGAGAAAACCGUGUAAUGAGAUUAGUAUUUUUUUUUCCCCGGUUCGAGCCAGAUAUGGUCUUUAAUUUCUUGAUUGGCGAAAAUUUUGAAAAAGUCUUGAAAAAUUUUGGUUGUUGCUCAUAACCACGGUUCAUGGUUAUGUACACCAGAAGAGAGCUGUAUGGACUUUUAUUGUUCAAAAGAAAGCUUCUCCUUGAGUGAGAGGGUAUGGUCUGGAUAAUUUUCGGUUUGGUA
This is a messenger RNA of Tarenaya hassleriana, 2007 nucleotides long. Its product is annotated as uridine kinase-like protein 3. Gene Ontology annotation, molecular function: kinase activity; ATP binding. The record is from RefSeq and is a predicted model, not a curated record. Gene Ontology annotation, cellular component: cytoplasm. NCBI's taxonomy places the organism in Eukaryota, Viridiplantae, Streptophyta, Magnoliopsida, Brassicales, Cleomaceae. The coding region runs from base 299 to 1705 and encodes 468 amino acids. The transcript has 15 exons.